CUCCCGAGCAAUAUGAUGGACCUCACGCCGUCUUCUAUUCCGUUUCCAGGGCCUCAGUCCUCGGUACCGACAUCUAGAGGGUUUCCACCAGGGUUUAGUCAGAAUUUUGAAGCAGGCGCUGGAUAUCCCGGAGCCGGUGGGUAUAUAUAUCAACCUGUCGGCUCUGAUCCUAUCACCAUACCAGCCAAUAACGGCUAUUCACAACCUCCGAAUUUUCAACAAGCUCUCCAUGUUCAUAAUACCUUUGUACAACCAUCAUACCCUUUAUCUCAUCAAAUACAACCUUUGAAUAAUGGGGUAAUGCAUAAUGUUGGGAAGUCCAAAUCAAUCACCGGCAAUCAGUCAUCUGCUUUAUACAUCAAAACGGAGCCUAUGAACAUAAGUCGGAGACAACGUUCUCCUUCACCACAAUCAAAUUCGAUUCCUAAGCAGCCUUUAAAGCGAACUCCUUCUCGACGAAAAUCAAUUAAAAGUGAUUCAACUGCAACAUCAUUAGAUGCAAAGUCGGAAGAAGGCAGUAAUUCAGCAUCGUCGACUACACACCAACAAACGUUGUCUUCAGCAGGAAUAAAUGGUGCAUCAACUUCUUCAGCACCUGGAUCCCCGAAGAUAUUAUUAACGUCUGAAUCGAAUAAUAAUCAACCACCAUCAACACCAACACCAAAUCGAAGGGGAAAGAAAGGGCAUCAUGAACUUUUAACUGAAGCCGAGAAAAAGGCGAAUCAUAUUGCAUCAGAACAAAAAAGGCGACAAAACAUAC
This is a messenger RNA of Racocetra fulgida, 760 nucleotides long. Lineage: Eukaryota; Fungi; Glomeromycota; Glomeromycetes; Diversisporales; Gigasporaceae. The record is from the annotation of a GenBank genome assembly.